Messenger RNA from Pararge aegeria (speckled wood butterfly), 3192 nucleotides. RefSeq lists its product as uncharacterized. Gene Ontology annotation, biological process: lipid metabolic process. NCBI's taxonomy places the organism in Eukaryota, Metazoa, Arthropoda, Insecta, Lepidoptera, Nymphalidae. Gene Ontology annotation, molecular function: lipase activity. The transcript is spliced from 14 exons. The record is from RefSeq and is a predicted model, not a curated record. The coding region runs from base 227 to 3007 and encodes 926 amino acids.
CUUCAUACUAUCGAGACUACGAACAGUCUUCGCUAUUUACUUUCCGUACCAAGUAUUCGAAAGUAAACAGAACGAAUCGGUGUUACACAGUGUUACAGUGAGAUUGUGAUUGUGUUUUAUUGUUUUGUCUCGGACACCAGUGGUUUUUUUGAAAAAAGUAUUGUUUUGUAACCGCAUAUAGCUGUUGAAGUAACAGUAAGAAGUUCGUGAAUGCCGCGACGUAUGGAUGGCGACGCACGCCUGGCGGUUGCUCGCCCUCCUAUUGGCGGGUACCACUCUUGUUCUAGCAAAAUAUGCUGAACUAGAGUCAUGGAGAGGCGGUGGCAGGCCGGUGACAGCGGCACAGGAGGAAGAAGACGAGCGUCACGACGCUGAAAUGCUCGCCGCUGUCAAAUCCUCCUUGCAGCAAUGGGAGAUCAAGAGAUCGCGCACAAGGACCAAGCGAUCACAAGGAAGUAUAUGCUAUGGCGAUUUUGGCUGCUUUGACGACACGGGUCCGUUUGCAUACUUGGAGACAUUGCCGAGUCCACCGCAGGAGGUCGGAACAAAUUUUCUCCUAUACUCCACAACCAGCAGAGGGGACCAGCCGCUGGUUGCAGUGUCAGCGAGUAAUAUAUCUGCAGCAUGGCAUUGGGCAGCGCGGGCGUUCGAUACAGAACGUCCCACCCGUGUCAUCGUCCACGGCUUCGGAUCCAACUGUGACAACGUCUGGGUGUAUGAAAUGCGGUCCGCUUUGAUGGCAGUGGAAGAAUGCAAUGUUAUUUGCGUGGACUGGGAAGGCGGUGCAUCAAUGCCAAAUUAUCUCCGCGCUGCAGCCAACACAAGACUCGUUGGCAAACAACUAGCUUUGCUGUUGGACGGAUUAGCUCAACACAUUAAUUUGCGAUUUGAAGACGUUCACCUCAUCGGAUUUAGUCUGGGAGCUCAUGUGGCCGGAUUUGCGGGAUCUGAAUUGAAGAAUAUCAGUCGUAUAACAGGUUUAGAUCCAGCGGGCCCGCUUUUCGAGUUUCAAGACCCAAGAGCACGGUUGGACAGGUCAGACGCCAAGUUCGUGGAUGUCAUUCACUCUAAUGGAGAGACCUUGAUAUUAGGCGGGCUGGGCGCUGCACAACCGCUUGGUCACGUCGACUUUUACCCAAACGGCGGGCGCGUACAACAUGGCUGCUCUAAUUUGUUCGUAGGUGCAGUAUCGGACUUGGUCCUGCCGUGGGCUGGUGCUUCACCCGAAGGUCGCUCAUUGUGCAACCACCGGCGUGCGUACAAAUUCUUCACAGACUCCGUGUCGCCUAAAUGUCAUUUCCCUGCAUUCCCUUGCUCAAAUUAUGACACCUUCGUGGAGGGCAAAUGUUUCCCGUGCGAUGGUGAUCGUCGCUGCGGCAACAUGGGCUAUUACGCUGAUCGCUCGCUCGGUCGCGGCCAGCUGUAUCUCCUUACCAGAGAGGAGGAACCUUUCUGCGCCCACCAGUACCAUGUAGCGUUGUGGGGCGGGCACGAGGCCGGCGAGAAGCCAAACUAUGGCCGCGUUACACUAACACUACACGGCGACUCCGGAUUGAACGAAUCUUUCCCUAUGACUAAACGUGAAGAAAGUCCAAGAAGCGUCCGCUUUGGUCGCGUUCUGGUGCCACACCCUGCGCUAGGGGUGCCGCUGCGAGCGUCGCUGCAUUACGCAGCCUACAACGGAUGGCUCAGCGCUGGAUUGCGCGCUAUACGCUUUGACAAACUCCUCAUUACCGACAGCUUCGGGAAGACGUCAUCAUUUUGCAAAGCGUUGCGGCUAAUGUCAGAUGAAACAGUCCAAAUGCCGUUAUACCCAGGAGAUUGCCAAAUACAGCAGAUCGAAGAACCGACCAACACCACAACUGACGAAUCUUCUGUCGCCGUUAACGUAAAUGCAUCAAACACUGCUACAGAUGACCCUCAUGAUAACGAAUUGCCUGAGGAUCUUCCACAUAGGCAAUUUCUACUUGCUGACGAUUGGGAAAAUACCGCAGAUACGGGACGCGCUUUCGGCAUGACAAAUACUAAGACAGCGCCCAGUGGGAUUGUAGAAAUUGCCGAACCAGUGCUACGACCUCGACCUCGCAAGACACCAAGACAAAGGUCCGACACUCCUGACAAUAUCCACGAAAUUUCAGAACCACUUCUAAGAGCCACGCAACCCCCACGCACCACAACACAACCGCCAUCUCGCAAACCCAAAAACUAUGACAUAUCAACACCACCUAGCAAAGAAGCAUGGGAUGAACGGGCAGAAAAAGAGCAAACAAGUUUUGCCGUACAAUUCCUACCAGCCCGCUUAGCAUCUUUCAUUACCAGAGCGGAACGUUACGCUCGAGAUACUCUAUUACCGUUGGUUUCAGCGUACGCCCCGCGUCUGCCUAUAUUCGGAUCUCGAGAAGUUCCAAAAACCACCGCAAGAUAUAUACCCACAGAAGAGAUUAACGUGACGAGUUCUGUGCCAAUACCGACGCCAACGCUGGAAAUGAAAAUUGAGUCGCUUCGAAUAUUUGGACCACCUGGUGAAAAACGUGAAUUCGAGACUCCCGAGGAACCUGACAUACCAGUUGUUAUAUCAACAACAACCUCUUCUACAACGCCUGUUACAACGACCACGGAAAUGGACAGGUUAUUAGUAGCCCCAAAGGAGAUGUUACAAGUGGUCGAGGGACCCGUUGCGUCGACAAGCACAGCGCUUCCACCAGUCGCUUUACGUAGUGAAGGCGAAAAAAUACUAAUUGUCUAUCCGAUCAACGCAAGGGACGAGAGAAAGAUCAAGUCUCACUCGUUCCCCGAAGAGAUGCAGUUUGAAGCACUUUACAGACAUACCGCUGAGCCAACAGCUGUUAGAGUUGAUCUGCCAACGUUCACUCCGCCUACUUCCACAGAUAAACCACCGCAAUCCGCUAUUUCAACCACCAGCAUCACACCAUCUGACUCUAGAUAUUAUCCCGUACCAUAUUCAAAGAAACCAGAUGACAAACAAGAAGCUAAACUGAGCCGAUGAAUAAACAUAGCGCAGUGUGGUUUUACCGCAUAUAUACAUCAUACACGUUCCUGUGUAACUGGUUGUUCUUCAAAAUUGUAUUAAAUCUUGUAGUUUUUUUUCUAAAACUUUAUACUAUCCUGCAUUCAUUUUUAUAGUGUUCGGAGAAAAGAGAAUAAUUUAUGUUAAACCAGUUUAUUGCUGUG